GUAUAUUCUAAACAAGCGCGCGACGUACUGUCACGGUUUGUUUGCGCGCGCGAACCAGUGUCUCGCCGGGACGAUAUGCUGAGAUAUCGACGAGGUGACAUUGUAACAGUGAUUUGAUCACAUAAAUCGUAUCAGUGCACACGCGGAAAUCGGUUCGAAAUUCCGUUCGCGUUCCUCGGACGAACUCGAACGUGUGUCCGUCUCUCCGCGUGAUUCAAUUUCGGAGAGAAACAACGCGUGGCGGCGACCGCACGACACCGAAAGAGGACUGCUCGCUCUGCGCAAGUGAUGUGCUCCGCCGGCGUUCACGUCACGGCAGGAUGAGAGAAACAUUCGUGGAAACUCGCCGGACGAUCUGAACACGAUCUCUCUCUCUCUCGCCCCUCGACCCCGGUGGUUUUGUUUACAUAGACGUGAACUGGCCACGCGACUCUGCGGAAACGUCGAACAGGAGGUGAAAAGAACGCACAAGUACGCGUCCCGCGCGAGGAAUACACCGGCGGCCGGUGACGUUUUUACACCGCAGAGGUCGUCAAAACAUUCGGGAACCAUGGCCUUCGAUUCCACGGAAUAUAAAAUUCUACGCGUCGUCGCCUGAGAUCAUCCCGGCCAGCUUUCCGACAGAAGUGUCCGCUAAUUCCUUGGAACUCGUCGCUCUCUUUUAAAGUUGUUCCGAGUGGCGAAUAAAGAACAAGGAGUGGAACCGAGGACGCGGGUCGAUAGGCAAACAAUAAAGAGAAGAAAGAGGGAAGCAAGGAUAUCGUCAAUUACUUUCGCCCUGGAAUAAGAAUGGACCAUGAAGGAGCGUAUCGCGGCCUGGUAGUAGACGAGCGGUCGUCCUCUCCGUUGGUGUCACGACUGUCGUCGACGGGAUCCUGCAACGUUCGAUCAUUCACCCUGCAGGUGUUGCGCACGGCAGGCACGAGGUCGACAGGUGCAAUAAUCGGGGGUGACCCGGUUGCUGCCGCCGGGGCGGCGAUGCGACGAUGAGCUCGCCGAGGAUACUGCUAUCCCUCUACACCCGACCAGAGCCCCGAAUAGUAGCAAGGCCGGGUCGCUUCACAAGCUGUCGCAAGGCCGAGCAGAGAGAAGCGGAAGCCGGUUCAAGGCCGAAAUUAUUCGCCUGGCCAUGGACCUCGAGGCGAGGAACGGAACCGGCGGGAAUAACGACGACGAAUAUACGAAUAUUCACUUCAUCGUUGGCGAUUGCAGGAAGAUGGCCACCUACAAAGCGGAUCAGGUCACGGACAUGGAGCUUAAGGAAAUCUUUAGAAAUGCAGCAGAGGCUGGCCCUCUGGAUAUCGUGAAGCUUAGCAAGGGGGAGAAGCUCUUAAACGUCUCAACUAAUUUGCCGGGGAACACACCGGACACGCCCUAUGUUCUCGAGAUCGUCGGAGCGCAUCCGGCCUCGUCGGGGGUGAUCGAGGCGGAAGUGCUGUGGGCUCUCGAGAGACGUGUGGCGGCCUUGGAACGGCAACUUCGGGAGCAGCAAGAAGCUCUGUACGCGUCACCAUCGUUCGCUCUUCGUGAACUCAAGCGGCAAGUCGAUAGUUUCAAGAACAAGUUGGAACACAACGACCAGCUCAAUUGGCUGAGUUACUACAAACAGCUUCCGGAGCCUAUCUACGCGGAUUCUUGUCGCAGAUUGCAGUAUCGUCGGAAGAGCGACAGCAUGAAGCGGAAGGUGCGAGAAAAGUUCCUCAAUAUCUGCGAUGUGUCAGUGUCAUCGAGCGUGCGAGAGUGGCUCCGUUCGCCCGCGUUCGACGCGCGACAGUGGGAAGACGAAGAGCUUCUGUUGAUGCUGCAGACGAUGUUCGUCGAGCUCGACCUACCUCAAAAGUUUAACAUUCCUUUACCAAUCCUGAGGAACUUCCUGUACGAAGUCUACAACAACUAUAACGAGGUGCCAUUUCACAACUUCAGGCACUGUUUCUGCGUGGCGCAAAUGAUGUACGCGAUAGCGUGGGCAGUGGAUCUGCCGUCACGGAUCGGCAACCUUGAGGUGUUCAUACUCAUUGUCUCCUGCAUCUGCCACGAUCUAGAUCACCCGGGUUACAACAAUAUUUAUCAAAUAAAUGCUCGGACCGAGUUGGCACUGCGGUACAACGAUAUCUCACCGCUGGAAAACCAUCAUUGCUCCGUGGCCUUUCGCGUUCUGGAGGCACCUGAAUGCAACAUAUUGGCGUCCCUGGAUAACGCAACGUAUCGAAUAGUACGCGAAGGGAUCAUCAGAUGCAUCCUUGCAACGGAUAUGGCUAGGCAUAACGAGAUUCUCGGGCAAUUCACCGAUACCAUCCCGGAAUUCGAUUAUUCCAGCAAAGCUCAUAUCAACCUGUUAUCGAUGAUCCUCAUCAAGGUAGCCGACAUUAGCAACGAGGCUCGUCCAAUGGAAGUCGCGGAGCCGUGGCUGGACAUGCUGCUGCAAGAAUUCUUCAAGCAGAGCGACGCGGAGAAACUCGAAGGACUUCCGGUCACGCCGUUCAUGGAUCGCGACAAAGUAACUAAACCUUCGUCGCAAGUUAGCUUCAUCGGCUUGGUACUACUUCCUUUGUUCGAGGCCCUUGGGGAAUUACUUCCCGAGCUGCAGAGCCUGAUAGUCCAGCCAGCGAGAGAAGCGUUGGAGUACUAUCGCAGGCUGAACGAGGCGGCGAAGGACGAGCGGCACCAUCGGAAAAGCAUAGCAGACCCGGGUGAAACGACGCCGACUGCCACGACACCCGGCGGUGGAACAGGCUCGUCGACGGUGGUGAAGUCGGUGUCGUCUCACAGCAUGCGCUCGAAGCGGUCGGUGGGAACGGUACACUCGAGGUCCCGGUCCACCGACGAGGAUAUCACCGAGAAUCUGACGGCGGAGGACGCCGAGAAUAUCGAGAGCUCCGACCCGGAGACAGCGACGGAGGUAGAGAUCAGCGAGCAGACGUUAAAGUUCAAGAUCUCGACGGAGGGCACCAUGGCGGGCUCGGCAACAGGUAGGAAAAGCUACCCGGGUAGCCGGAAGGGUAGCCGGGAGAAAUCUUCACUGGAUUAUCAUAAUCACGACCUGGUCAGGGCUGUCAGAGAGCACGAAAGAAGACGGAGUAAAGGAGAGAAUCUCGGUAGCAACCUGAGCUCACCGGUGAGCGCGAGAUCCGCGGAAGAAACGAGAAUCGAUGAGGAGCUGAGCAAGGAGGACGAGGUCCAGCUGGACGCGAAGAUUAACGACGGAAGGCUGGUCGAGGGGAACGGGAACGUCGCGGUCCAGCCGCAGCGGAACAACUUAAAGAAACCGAGCAGGCCGGCGGAGAACGACCAGGAGGUCAGGUCUAGUCGCAAAGAGGCCCGUAGGGAGUCCAUGGUACUGCGUUGUUGCUGCGACGACAAGGCCGGGCCCAACAAUCACAAGUCCAUCUUCUCCCGACUGAGAAACUUCACGGACAAGUUGAACAUCAGCUUCGAAUCGCGAGACUCCCUGUCGCCGAAGCCGGCCAAGCACGUCACGAAGGCGCUGAACAAAAGCAACUCCGUGAGCAACGCGCCCGAGCCGACCACCUCGUCCAGGCACGCGAACUCGCUGACGAUUUGCAAACGGUGCAACCUGGCGAAACCGCCGGCCAGAGAAGCGAAGGCCAUCGCGACGGUGGUCGAGCUGCGAUCGGUGGACAAGAGAGCGAUGACGCUGCCGAAGGUGAGAAAGUCCGCGGAUUGCAAGAACAAGAGCUGGAGGACGGUGUUCGCGAAAGAGAAAAGGUCGUCCACCUCGUUGGAGACGCUGCCGAGCGCGAAGGCGGAGAUUUCUAUGGCGAAGCACCGGCGGAACUUCUCGAAUCCCGAGGGCAAAUCGCAGAGCCUGCGGGAGGUGAAAGAGCAGCGGAAGGCGGUGGGCAUCGAGUUCGGGGAGAUCAACGUGCGCGCGAAGAAGAACCAGAAGCCGGAGAUCGUCGUGAAGACUGAACACGGGUCCGAGGAGGAGCUGCAGCGCGACGUCGCCAAGGUUGAGAUACGGAGGAGCUCGGCGAGCAUGGAGGACAUAUCGAAGAUGGCGAAACAGACUGAGAGCGUGAUGCUCGGAUCGCUGGAGCCAAAGAAAGCGGAGGAGCGUCCUCUCGCGGGCAGCCUCGACUCGAUGCUGCGCAAGGACGUGACCAAGUCCCGGAAAAAGUCGACCUUCUCCUCGCCGGCGGCCACGAAGAAGGCGUCCCCGGGCCUGCUGUCGCGGUUCAAGUCCGGGAUGAGCGUGGACAGCACGCGGAGCAACAGCAACAGCGACUCCCUGCACGAUCAGAGCUCACAGUCGACGAGCGGUUGGAUAUCCUCUCUGACGGCGAGCUUCCGGCCGAGAAGGCAGACGACGACAGAGGCGGCCCCGUUGUCCUCGCACCCUCCGCGUUCGCUCAGCCGGGAAGAGAUCAAGUGAUACGGCCUGGUAGCCGAGGACUCAUCCGAGAAACAAUUGUCGGGCCUGCACAGGUGGCUGGCUGAGAAUUUCUUUUGUUGCAGCGGUUGAACGUUUCGGUUGUCGGUCCUCGAUCAGCUACUGUUUAUUUCACGCGCGUUAUCCGAGGAAUGUCAACGAUCAUAUGUUGCCAACGAUCGGAGGAGGCAGACGGAGCCAAAGAGAGAUCGGGGAGUGAUUAAGGACGCCCGGUUCGUCCGGUGUUGUCGGCCGAGAUAAGAGUGUCGGGGCCUCGAGGAUUCCGUGGUCCACCUGGCCACGUUCGUAAAGCGGAUCGACUGCGUUCCAGACGAUCUCUGUUAAUUUCGGAAUUUAUUAUUUAGUUCGAUCUCGCACAGGGUACGCGUUCUUUCGAAGCGGUCUCGACGAUGCUUCGCAAAUCCCACUCGGGCCGACCCGACCCCGGCUGAGGAAGUCCGUCGAGGAUCACGGGUCACCGUGACAAUCCUCGUGUCCAGUAAAAUCUACAUUCCGAUAAGAAACACGUCGUCGCGACGGACACUUGGUCACGGAUUCUCCAGAAUUACCGGCCGUGUUUUUUUUUUACGCCACACUGGGGAAUACCUCGAUCGCUUUGCGUUUCUUGUCGACUGGACGUCGUUUGAUAUAGAACACGCGAAGGAUUCGGGCGAAUCGCUCGAUUGCUUUGGCCACGGCGAGAAUCGCCUGUAAAAUAAUAGCAGAGGAAGGGGGACAAAGAGCGAGAAAAAGAAAGUACGUAUAUCAUAGUGCACGUGGAUGCGUGAAAGAGACCGAGAGAAAGGAGAGACAAAGAGAGAGAGAGAGAGAGAGAGAGAGAGAGAGAGAGAGAGAGAGAGGAAGCAUAUUAGCGUGCGUGACUGUGUAGAUGUGUGUGGUUGAAAGAGAGAUAAAGAGUGAAGUUGGUGGAGCAAAGUAAAAUGUUAUAAACGAGGAUCAAACGCAAUUUCAAAAAUGUCUUAGUACGUUCGUGUAGUGAGUCGAUUAGCUGUUUCCAAAUGUAGCCAGAGAAGUGUGUGAAUCUUAAUUAGCAUUUCGUGUCGAAGCCAAACUGUCGAACAGUUGGCAAAUACCAAAUAUAUGUAUAUUGCUCCUAAAUAUCGAUUUCCGUUCUGAUAGCAUUGAUGGGAAAUGUCGGCGAGGACUGGAAUAGCGUUGUUGUUGGUGACGAGAUUUAUGCGUCGGAUAUAUGUGCAACAGCGGUGCAAAGGAGCAUUGCAAAAAUUUGCGGUGCAAAAAUGCACUUGACUUGGAAGAUGUCAAGGGACAGAGAAGCAGAGAGAGAGAGAGAGAGAGAGAGAGAGAGAGAGAGAGAGAGAGGGAGAGGGAGAGAAAGGGAGAGUGAGAGAGAGAGAGAGAGAGAGAGAAAGAGAAAAUGAUGCGCGCUAUAUAAACUAUUUUAUUUAUUGUCCAAUUAAAAGAAUAGCCUAAUCAUUAAUGUUGUUCGUUAUUAUACAUAUAUACAUAAAGAAGAAGCUAUAUAUAAAUAUAUAUGUAUAUACAUAUAUAUUAUAUAUUAACCGAUAUGCAUAUAUCUAUAUACAUAUAUAUAAAAAUAUAUGCAAGAUGCAAUGUAUACAAAGACGUGAAAAAAAAAGUUAUGCAACACUCAUCAAAACGGAUGCGUACGUAUAUAAAUAUAUAGACAUGUAAGAAAAGAAAUAUAAAAGAAGAUCGAUUCUAUACGAUACAGGAGGAGAGUAAAGCGCUUAGAUAGAUAGGAAAUGGAAUGGAUUUAGACGGGCACUUUGUGUCCGGUUGUAAACCGAAAACAUCUAAAGCAACACACAAAAGAGCAAAAAGUAAUGGUGAACAGUACGGGUGAAACUUUUUUCGUACACUCGUGAACAGAGCGAGGAAACACACACACGAAUUAACCGUGAGAGAAUUACCGACGGAGAACGUACGGAGAACGAUUUCGUUGAUCUGUCAGAAAUUUAGAUGCAUGUCAAAUAAAUGGUGUUUACUCGUGAUAAUGUGUCUUCCUCUGAUCGAGAGUUAAUUAGUAAAUCAUGUAACACUUCUAGCGUCGCUAGAACGACGCUGUCUAUUAAGAAUGUUGCUUAUGGCUCUUUCUUAACGGGGUAUUCUCAGCUAGAAACGUCAUGCGCCACGAUCGUUUUAUCCUUGGAAUUUUGUUCACAACAUUUUAUCGAUAUCUAUUAUCUAUUAUCAUUAAAUUAUACGUGUAUCAAUUAUGAUAUAUUAUCUCUGUAUCGUUGAAUAAUCUGUUGAAAUCAAAAGCUCGAUCUCUCUUUUUGCAAAUAUCAUUGUACAUUUUGUUCUUUGUGUUUAUAAAUUUCUCGUUGCAAUUGAACGCGACGAAUUGGAUUCAAUUUGCGAAUCUGGGAUGAACAUAUCAGUGCCAAAAAAAAAAAAUGGAUACGCGUACGAACCAAAAAGUAAUCAUCCGUUUUCGUAUAAAGCGAAUGAUAACAGUACGACGAUCUGGUUCGCGAGUAAACAUUCGUUUACGAUGUUCAAAUAAUUUAGAAUAUUACGAGUUAAUUAUACUGGACUGGUGGCAUCGGUCAAGCAUGACCGAACGUUAGAAAAUAACAGGGAAUGCCCCCUUAAGUUCCAUAUCUGCGCUAUUUUCCAAUGUCUCCCGUCGCGUUGCUCAUUUGUUCAUCGAAGGACGCUAAAUUUUUAAUAGAUCGACAAAUUCGCUCCAAGUCUGAGACACGUGACCACCACCACGUUGCACAGGAGAUUUCGACGAUCGAGAAACUGAACACGUGCACAAGCCUAACGCGGUCCUCCCACGUGGUUAAACGGAAACCACACGACUAGCUCGUCCACUUGCGCGCCAUUUUACGCCAUGUGUUUCUCAGUCUUGACAAGAAUUAGUUCUCUAACGGCGUCUCGCUUUCAUUUAUCAUUUUUUUAGAUGUUUAUAUUUUUAUACUCCAACCGGUGUGUCUGUACGGCGAUUAAAAACCGCAUGUAUUGUUGAACUCUAGUCUUACGUUAUUGUCUUCAGCACCCAAAACUCGAUUUUUGGGCACUCUUCGGUUUCUACGGCGAUCGUAGAGCGGAAAGAAUGAACCCCUCCCCCACCCCCAACCCCCCGCACACACUGCGCGAACCGAGCGACCCUCUGCGUUCUGCGUAAACAGUUGUUCGAUAAUUCCGCUUUGAAUCUGCGGGAAGAGAUUCGAGCGAAUUGUAGAGCGCGAAGCGAACGAUUCGAAUGUUUUUUUUUUAUUCAGCGUACAAGGGGUAGGAAGUAACGAAUCGAGGGAACGUCGACAGCGCGAACGAUGAAAAGGCAAUGGUUAGCGGAAGAGAGAGGCGAUUGAAAGUUGGAAAUAUAUCGCUGGGAUAAUUUUCUUCGACAUAGUUAUUGAUUGUAGCUGAAACGCCGAGAGCAGUGAAAUCGUUUCCGAGCGCCUGUGAAAAACGAAACGAUCUUAGCCGCGAGAUAUAAUUGUCGACAUGUUUAUUCGUGAGAAAAAACAGAAUUACGGAGAAAACGUUUCUACGUUACUUUUUUCAUUCAGUUUUAAUUUUUCCUAUACAAUAUUGUAGGCAACUCCGAAUAAAGCGUUUGUUGACGAAGCAAUUUUAUUUACAGUCAGUAAAGCUGCAAUGUAAAAGUUUUACAUUAGAGAAAGACUCCAUGCUACUACCUUAGGUUCAAGUGUGUUCAAUAACAAUUUGUUCUGCCUGCUCAAAAUUAGUCAUAAUUUAUUUUUAUCUUUACGUAUAUCAUGUCCGUCUAUAAUAAAAAUGAAUGUUUCCAAA
This is a messenger RNA of Megalopta genalis, 8158 nucleotides long. RefSeq names its product phosphodiesterase 9 (gene Pde9). The record is from RefSeq and is a predicted model, not a curated record. NCBI's taxonomy places the organism in Eukaryota, Metazoa, Arthropoda, Insecta, Hymenoptera, Halictidae. Gene Ontology annotation, biological process: signal transduction. Gene Ontology annotation, molecular function: 3',5'-cyclic-nucleotide phosphodiesterase activity.